AUGACUCUCGCUGGCGCCCAACGCCGUCAGAUCUUGACGGUGUUAAUGACCUCACUGCUCCUGGACCUGAUCUCCUUCACCUUCAUCCUCCCGCUCUUCCCAUCGUUAUUGUCCUUCUACCACGCCCAAGACCCUUCCCCCGACUCAUUCCUCAACCGCAUCUUCCAUUACCUGAACGCGUACAAGAACUCCUUCGCGCGCCCCAUCGACUCGCAAUAUGACAUCGUCCUCCUCGGCGGCGCCCUGGGCUCGCUUUUCUCCUUGCUUCAGGCUAUCGCCGCCCCCGUCAUUGGGCGCUUGUCAGACCGUGUCGGUCGUAAACGCACUCUUCUCUACUCGCUGAUUGGCAACAUCUGGAGCGUCACACUCUGGGUCGCUGCUAUUGAUUUCCGGACUUUCCUUGCGAGCCGUGUUGUUGGCGGUUUGAGCGAGGGGAAUGUCCAGCUGGCGAAUGCCAUUGCCGCUGAUAUCAGUGAUGAGUCCCACCGCGGCGCGACUAUGGCGCUCGUUGGUGCUUGCUUCAGCAUCGCAUUUACAUUCGGUCCUGCUCUCGGUGCGGCGCUCUCGUCUGUCAAGAUCGUUGAGGCCAAUCCGUUCAUCGUGGCGGCAAGUGUCUCUCUGGCACUGAUUCUGGCCGAAUUUGUCUUUGUCUAUGUGUGUUUACCCGAGACACAUCCUCGAUUUACUACUCUCCGCGAAGGAGACCCAGUGUCGUGGAUUCAUUGCAAAAAAUCUCCGGCGGAGAUACGAACCCAAGUUCAGGCCCAGACCCCAAACCAGGAGAACAAGCCCAAGGACAAGUCUUCUGCUCAACUCAGUGCGACCAAACAUACCAACAACCCAUCCUUCCUGAACGCAGUGCACUUCCUCUUCCUAGUCCCCUUCUCCGGCCUAGAAUUCUCCCUUCCAUUUUUGACAGCCACCCUCUACGCCAACACAACAACCGCCGGCAGUCCCGCCGCACUGAAUGGCCGUCUCCUCUCACUGAUGGGCCUAAUCGCCUCCCUGUUACAGGGCACAGCCGUGCGCCGUCUACCGCCACUUCUGACAGUGCGCGCUGGAGUAGUUGCCUGCGCCAUCUCCUUCUUCCUCCUUGCCCGCGUUUCCUCAAUUGCAGGCCUUUAUGCCGCCGGUAGCUUGUUGGCCGUUACAUCUGCCACGGUCGUAACGGGACUCAAUAGUCUCGGCAGCUUCGAGGCCCGCGACGCCGACCGCGGCGCUGUCAUGGGCCGGCUGCGUGGCUGGGGACAGGCUGGCCGCGCGACUGGACCGAUUGUGUUUUGUUCGUUGUACUGGUGGGCUGGACGCCAUGCUGCUUAUACUGCUGGCGGGGCGGCUAUGGUGGCUGUUGCUGGUGCAGUGUUUAUUUUAUUGAAGUCUCCUGUUCCGGAAAAGAGGAGCGAGAAAAAGGCUUAG
This is a messenger RNA of Penicillium lagena, 1416 nucleotides long. Its product is annotated as putative tetracycline transporter. Gene Ontology annotation, cellular component: brush border membrane. The transcript is spliced from 2 exons. Gene Ontology annotation, biological process: transmembrane transport. The record is from RefSeq and is a predicted model, not a curated record. The coding region runs from base 1 to 1416 and encodes 471 amino acids. Gene Ontology annotation, molecular function: transmembrane transporter activity. NCBI's taxonomy places the organism in Eukaryota, Fungi, Ascomycota, Eurotiomycetes, Eurotiales, Aspergillaceae.